Zingiber officinale is the source of this 1896-nucleotide messenger RNA. Its product is annotated as probable apyrase 1. NCBI's taxonomy places the organism in Eukaryota, Viridiplantae, Streptophyta, Magnoliopsida, Zingiberales, Zingiberaceae. The coding region runs from base 263 to 1657 and encodes 464 amino acids. Gene Ontology annotation, molecular function: nucleoside diphosphate phosphatase activity. The transcript is spliced from 9 exons. The record is from RefSeq and is a predicted model, not a curated record. Gene Ontology annotation, cellular component: membrane. Gene Ontology annotation, biological process: nucleoside diphosphate catabolic process.
UUCGUGCUUUAAUACCUCAAUUUGGAUCGGGAGGGAGAAACGGAGUGCGAGCAAGCGAGAUCGCGACGGAGAUCGAUCUCCACCUCGUCGCCUUCGCGUUCCUCUCUCGUUCUCAUUCCGCGUAAGCAAGCUGGAUCCGUCGCAAGAGACGCCGUUGAAGGCACCGACGCCGGCGCCUGCGUCGGCGUCCAACGGUCUCAUCCGGUACCGGUCGCCGUCCGCACCGGAACUCAGCCGCGAACCCGUGGAUCUCGAGGCCAAGAUGAAGAGAGCGCGGCAGGAGUCCAUCCCCGACAAGAUCCAUCGAUAUCGCGCUGUCGUCCUCGCCGUGACGGUGCCCCUCUUCCUGCUCUCCUUGUUCCUGUUCCUCAUGCCUCGCACUCCCACGACCAUCGCCGUUGUCAGGACGAAGCAAAGGCCUGGAGGGUAUGCGGGAUCUAAGAGCUACGCUGUUAUAUUUGACGCUGGGAGUUCCGGGAGUCGGGUUCAUGUCUACUGCUUCGAUGAGAAUUUGAAUCUCAUGCACAUAGGGGACGAGUUGGAGCUCUUUGAACAAAGAAAACCAGGUUUGAGUGCUUAUGCUGAAGAUCCUCAGCAGGCUGCAGAUUCACUUGCUCCACUCUUGGAAAAAGCAGAGAGUGUUGUUCCGAAGGAAUUGCGAAAUAAAACACCUGUCAGAGUUGGGGCUACUGCAGGUCUUAGAAAUUUGGGAACUGAAACGUCAGAACGAAUUUUGCAAGCGGUUAGAGAACUUCUUCAGCACAAAAGUUCACUUAAGUUCCAGCCAGAUUGGGUGACUGUUCUUGAUGGAACUCAGGAAGGUGCUUUUCAAUGGGUGACAAUUAAUUAUCUAUUAGGAAGACUUGGAAAAUCUUAUGCAAAUACAGUUGGAGUAGUUGACUUAGGAGGUGGGUCUGUUCAAAUGGCUUAUGCCAUUUCAGAAGGCGACGAUGAAAAGGCUCCAAAAGUCUUGAAUGGAGAGGAUUCGUACGUACAGAAAUUGUUUCUUAAAGGAACUCAAUACUACUUGUAUGUCCACAGUUAUCUGCACUUUGGUCUAUUAGCAGCUCGUGCUGAGAUUCUGAAAGUCACUGAUGAGGGCAACAACUGCAUAUUGGGUGGCUACCAUGGGUCAUACAAAUAUGGUGAUAAGACAUACAAAGCAUCUGCCUCAUCGUCCGGUGCCAGCUUUUCCAAAUGCAAGGACGAUGCAAUUAAGGCUCUUAGGAACAAUGAACCAGCCUGCACGCACAUGAAGUGUACAUUUGGUGGCAUCUGGAAUGGUGGAGGUGGAGAUGGGCAGAAAAAUUUAUUUGUAGCAUCUUUCUUCUUUGACCGUGCUGCCGAGGUUGGUUUUAUAGAUCGCGACAAGCCAAUGAGUAAUGUUAAACCUGCAGACUUCGAGGAGGCCGCAAUGCGUGCUUGCCAGUUGAACGUUGAGGAUGCAAAGGCAGCCUUUCCUCUUGUUCAAGCGGACAACCUUCCCUACCUGUGCAUGGAUCUCGCCUACCAGUACGCCUUACUAGUAGAUGGGUUUGCCAUAGAUGCACAGCAAGAUAUUACACUGGUUAAGCAGGUGCCAUACGGUGAUGCCUCAGUUGAGGCGGCAUGGCCGCUCGGCAGUGCUAUCGAAGUAGCUUCAUCAUCAUCAUCAUAAGCUUUUGGGAUAAUUUCAAGUAAAUUCUUGACCUCAUAUUGCAGGAAGGAGUAUUGGGGAUAUAAAUCACAUUCUUUUUUUGUAUUUUUAUUUUUGCAUUAAGCUUCAUUAGCUUAUGAUGGCGACUUAAUAAAAGAUAUACAGAGCUUCGGUUUAUAGAUUUUCAUGUUCAACUAUCGCAUUCAAAUUGUAUGAAUUUUAUUGUUGAUUUGCCAUUAACGAGCCCAUUCACGUACACC